Molecule: messenger RNA, 1413 nt
Organism: Penicillium cataractarum
Lineage: Eukaryota; Fungi; Ascomycota; Eurotiomycetes; Eurotiales; Aspergillaceae
Product: kynurenine--oxoglutarate transaminase
Exons: 9
Coding region: 1-1413 (470 amino acids)
Biological process (GO): biosynthetic process
Cellular component (GO): cytoplasm; mitochondrion
Molecular function (GO): pyridoxal phosphate binding; L-kynurenine:2-oxoglutarate transaminase activity
Source: RefSeq, a predicted model, not a curated record
AUGAUUGUCGGUCGCCCGUCUAUUCUCGCCACGCUCGUUCGAUCCAAGCCAACUGCUUCUAGACUGCCCGCGCCCCUCGUUCCCUCGGUGCUACCCCGCCUUCCUAGUCUCGGCGCAAGAACAAUGUCCGCAACAGCUUCGCGGCCCGACCCUUUUCGGCCGGCAAAGAGAGUCGCCGGUCAGCGACAGGAUGUCUGGUCGAUUGUCAACGAAGCCGCUGCGGCUUCGCCCGUGCAGCCGAUUGUGAACAUGGGCCAAGGCUUCUUUGGCUACAAUCCCCCCAAGUUCGCAAUUGAUGCUGCAAAGGAGGCCCUGGAUCGCGUGGAGUGCAACCAAUAUUCCCCGACCAAGGGUCGCCCUCGUCUGAAGAAGGCCAUUGCAGAGGCAUACUCAAAGUCCUUUGGCCGAACCUUGGACCCCGAGACUGAGGUCACAAUCACCACCGGCGCAAAUGAGGGCAUGCUGAGCGCUUUCAUGGGUUUCAUCGAGCCUGGUGACGAGGUCAUUAUUUUCGAGCCCUUCUUCGACCAGUAUAUCAGCAAUAUUGAAAUGCCCGGUGGCACCAUCCGAUAUGUGCCUCUGCACCCGCCCAAGGAUGGCGCAACCAGAACCUCUCCUGCAUCGGAGUGGACUGUUGAUUUCCAGGAGCUUGAGAACACCAUCAACUCCAAGACCAAGAUGAUUGUUUUGAACUCUCCCCACAACCCUCUUGGCAAGGUCUUCUCGAAGGAGGAGCUCCAGCGUAUUGGUGACCUCUGUGUCAAGCACAACCUGAUUAUCCUCUCUGAUGAAGUUUACGACCGUCUCUUCUAUGUUCCGUUCACCCGGAUUGCCACCUUGUCCCCCGAGUUGUACGAACGUACUAUCACUGUGGGCUCGGCCGGUAAGGCCUUCUACGCCACUGGCUGGCGUGUAGGAUACCUGAUUGGACCGGAGCAUCUGAUCAAGUACGUUGCCGGUGCACACACCCGCAUUUGCUACAGCAGUGUGUCUCCCCUUCAGGAAGCUGCCGCCGUGGCCUUUGAGCAGGCUGAUAAGGUCGGCUUCUGGGAUGAGAGCCGAAAUGAGAUGCAGCAGAAGAUGAAGCUGUUCUGCGAGGUCUUUGAUGAGCUCGGUAUCCCGUACUCCGAGCCCGAAGGUGGAUACUUCGUGCUAGCCAACAUGGCAUCUGUCAAGCUGCCGGCCGACUAUCCCUUCCCGCCCCAUGUGGCGAGCCGCCCUCGUGAUUUCAAGCUCUGUUGGUUCCUGAUCCACGAGGUUGGCGUCGCUGCCAUCCCGCCCACGGAGUUCUAUACCGACGCCAAUGCCCACAUUGCCGAAGACUAUCUCCGCUUUGCUGUCUGCAAGAAUGACGAUGUUCUGGAGACUGCGAAGGAGAGACUGCGGGGCUUGAAGAAGUACAUUACCCAGUAA